Messenger RNA from Emericellopsis atlantica, 1491 nucleotides. Its product is annotated as succinate-semialdehyde dehydrogenase NADP+. Gene Ontology annotation, molecular function: succinate-semialdehyde dehydrogenase (NAD+) activity. The transcript is spliced from 3 exons. The record is from RefSeq and is a predicted model, not a curated record. NCBI's taxonomy places the organism in Eukaryota, Fungi, Ascomycota, Sordariomycetes, Hypocreales, Bionectriaceae. Gene Ontology annotation, biological process: GABA catabolic process. Bases 1 to 1491 code for a protein of 496 amino acids.
AUGGCGCCACCACAGCUCAAAGACCCGUCUCUGUUCAAGCAGAACGUCUGCUACGUCAAUGGCGAAUGGGUAGCCGCCAAGUCGGGCAAGACCUUCAAGGUCCAUGACCCCUCGACAGGCGAUCUCGUCGGCACAGCCCCCGAAUUCACAUCCCAAGACACCGAGUCAGCGAUCCGCGCCGCUGCCGACGCCUUCCCCUCCUUCCGCACACAGACCGGCCGCCAGCGCUCCAAGCUCCUGCGCGCCUGGUACGACCUCAUGGUCGCCAACUCGGAGGACAUUGCCAAGCUCAUCACCUGGGAGAAUGGCAAGCCCCUCGCCGACGCAAAGGGCGAGGCCACCUACGCCGCCAACUUCUUCGAGUGGUUCAGCGAGGAGGCCCCGCGCAUCUACGGCGACACCAUCAACAGCUCCGUCCCCGCCAACCGCAUCGUCACCUACAAGGAGCCCAUUGGCGUCUGCGGCCUCAUCACGCCGUGGAACUUCCCCGCCGCCAUGAUCACCCGCAAGGUGGCGCCCGCCCUGGCCGCCGGCUGCACCGUGGUCUGCAAGGCACCGGGCGAGACGCCCUUCACCGCGCUGGCGCUGGCCGAGCUGGCGCACCGGGCCGGCAUCCCCAAGGGCGUCGUCAACGUCGUCACGGCGCUCGACAACACGCCCGAGGUCGGCGAGACGCUCACCACGUCCGACACGGUCCGCAAGGUCUCCUUCACCGGCUCCACCAACGUGGGCAAGCUCCUGAUGAAGCAGUCCUCGGGCUCGCUCAAGAAGCUGUCCAUGGAGCUCGGCGGCAACGCCCCCCUGAUUGUGUUUGACGAUGCCGACCUCGAGACCGCCGUCACGGGCGCCAUUGCCUCCAAGUUCCGCUCCUCGGGGCAGACCUGCGUCUGCGCCAACAGGAUCUACGUCCAGUCCGGCAUCUACGACCAGUUUGUCCAAAAGUUCACCGAAAAGGUCAAGGGCUUCAAGGUCGGCAACGGCUUUGACGAGAACAACACCCACGGGCCCCUCAUCCACGGGCGCGCCGUCUCCAAGGUCGACCAGCACGUGCGCGACGCGGAGAAGAAGGGCGGCAAGGUGCUCGUCGGCGGACAGAAGAUGCCCGACCUCGGCGACAACUUCUUCCAGCCCACCGUCAUCCGCGACAUGACGGGCGACAUGGCCAUUGCGAGCGAGGAGACGUUUGGCCCCGUCGCGGGCCUCUUCCCGUUCCGGACCGAGGAGGAGGUGAUCAAGCUGGCGAACCAGACCGAGGUCGGCCUGGCGGGCUACUUUUUUGCGCAGAACAUGGAGCGCGUGUACCGCGUGGCGGAGGCGCUGGACGUGGGCAUGGUCGGCGUGAACACGGGCAUCAUCUCCGACCCAGCGUCGCCGUUUGGCGGCGUGAAGCACAGCGGAUUCGGCAGGGAGGGGUCAAAGUACGGUAUCGAGGAGUACCAGGUGGUGAAGACGUUUACGUUUGGCGGCAUGGGCAAGCCGCUGCAGUCGUGA